UUUGCUUUGCUUUAUUUUCUAGCCACUGCCCAAAGAAUAAAUUUUUGUGUGCAAAAAAUCCAGGGCCUCCUCUCCUCUCUCUCCAACUACAAGAGCCUUUUGGAAAACGAAUGAAUUUGACCUGCUCUGCUCGGAUUCUCUCUGCUCUCAAAAGAUUUCCUUCUUUUGUCCUUGUCUUUGCCUCUCCUUUUCAUUGAUGCCACCAUGCCUCUCUCUCUCUCUCUCUCUCUCUCUCUCUCUCUCUCUCCCUUUUUGAGUUUCUAGCUAGGUGGUUUUAGGCGCAGUAGUACUAGUACGUUUUAGCUGGUGUACACAAUACUUUUUUUUUUUUUUUUUAACUAAGUGACGCAUAUUCACACGUUUUAUUCCCUUUUCGCACUACCCAUUUGGUUAUAAAUAGGCUUUCUCAUUCUGUGUUCUCUUCAUUGCAUACCCUUUUCUUCUCUCGCAUUGCAAAUAGGGGGGCUGUUUAGUUCAGUUUACCGGAAGGCCAAGAUGAGUUAUGCGCAUUCUAACAUGGGUUCUGGUAGUAGAACCGCUAGGAGGACAAUUGAGUUUGGAAGAACUCAUGUGGUGAAGCCCAAAGGGCAGCAUCAAGCAACUAUAAUAUGGCUACACGGGCUCAAUGAUAAUGGCUCAAGCUCAUCUCAGCUCUUGGAAAGUCUUCCUCUCCCUAACAUCAAGUGGAUAUGUCCAACUGCUCCUACCCGUCCUGUUGCAUCGCUUGGUGGUUUUUCUUGUACUGCAUGGUUUGAUGUGGGUGAGCUUUCGGAAGAUGUUCCAGAUGAUUGGGAGGGUUUAGAUGCUUCGGCAGCACAUAUUGCAAACUUGUUAUCAACUGAGCCACCUGAUGUUAAAGUUGGCAUUGGAGGCUUCAGUAUGGGUGCUGCUAUGGCUCUUUAUUCUGCAACUUGUUUUGCUUUGGGACGAUACGGAAAUGGAAACCCUUACCCCGUCAACUUAAGGGCAGUCAUUGGUCUAAGUGGCUGGCUUCCAGGAUCAAGGAUCUUGAGGAAUAAAAUAGAAGGGUCACAUGAGGCUGUGAGACGUGCUGCUUCAUUACCUAUUUUUCUUUGUCAUGGAAGCUGCGAUGAUGUAGUUCCGUACACGUACGGCGAGAAAUCAGCUCACUGCUUGAGUUCUGCCGGAUUUCGAUACCUUACGUUGAAAUCGUUUGACGGGCUUGGCCAUUUCACAAUCCCAAGAGAAAUGAAUGAAGUUUGCAAUUGGCUGAUUGCAAGGCUGGGGCUUGAGGGGUCUCGCUAAUAUUUUUGUCAGAAUUUGUAGUCGGAGAUAAUGAAGGAAUAAAAAUAGGUUUCAAAUAAUAACACAUAUUAUGUACAAGUAGCCACCCUACAGGGCUGAAGGCAUGAGCUAGAUGCUAUAUAGGUUACAAUAAAGUUUUACUUGCGUUCUUGUUUUUGUUCCACUUUGUAGAAACUAGAUGUUAAUUAUUCUUAAUCUUAGAUUUA
Messenger RNA from Morus notabilis, 1472 nucleotides. Its product is annotated as acyl-protein thioesterase 2. Gene Ontology annotation, molecular function: hydrolase activity. The transcript has 9 exons. Bases 496 to 1266 code for a protein of 256 amino acids. The record is from RefSeq and is a predicted model, not a curated record. Lineage: Eukaryota; Viridiplantae; Streptophyta; Magnoliopsida; Rosales; Moraceae.